UGUUAGGCAAACUCAUUUAAUAGCCUUUUCAAUUUUCUUCGAAAGAGACGACGACGUGUGGUGAAUGUCAAGAAACUAUGAAAGAGCACGGCUUUGGUUUUGUAACUCUCAUACCACCAAAACUCACAGCUCCUUUUUCAGUCCGACGGACUUUGCACUGUUUGACUGUGAGAAGAAACGUGCGCCAGUUUCAUUCUCGGAAAGGGUUCUUGAUUACUCUCGUGUCCCAACAGAGUCCUGAGUGCACUUACUUGAAAAUAGGUGGCAUAGAAACGGUCACUGUUCCAGAAAUAAACAACCUGACUGGUACCUUGGUUCUUCCUGGAUCCAAGUCACUUUCUAAUCGAGUAUUGUUGUUGAGUGCUCUUGCUAAAGGAACCACGCUGGUCGAAAAUUUACUUGAGAGUGAAGAUGUAUCUUAUAUGCUUGAAGCACUUAAGCUUCUAGGAGUUAAAGUAGAAUACGAAUCAAAAGAAAAGAAGGCACGGAUAGAAGGUUGUGGAGGUCCUUUUCCAGCUUCGACAGGCGAAUUAUUUCUUGGAAAUGCAGGAACUGCUAUGAGGCCUUUAACAGCAGCACUUUGUCUCGGUGAUGGUGAAUUUGUGCUAGACGGAGUAAAACGAAUGAGAGAGAGACCCAUAGCGGAUUUAGUUCAAGGCCUACAACAACUUGGAGCACAAGUGACUUGUAGCGAUACUGGUUGUCCACCAGUACAUAUAAAGGCAAAGGGCUUAAGGGGAGGAAAAACGAUUGUUAGUGGAAAGAUGAGUUCACAAUUCUUAUCCUCUUUGCUUAUGGCUGCUCCUUAUUCAAAGAAUGAUGUUGUCAUUGAAAUUCAAGAUGAGCUUAUUUCUGUUCCUUAUGUGUCGAUGACUAUCGAACUCAUGAGACGUUUUGGUGUGACCGUUGGAAACGAAGAUUAUCGAGUUUUUCGUAUAGCUGGUAAUCAGUGUUAUUCUUCCCCUGGUUCUUAUUUUGUUGAAGGAGAUGCUUCAUCUGCUUCUUAUUUCCUUGCAGGAGGCGCCAUUACUGGAGGUCCUAUAACAGUAGAGGGUUGUGGAAGUGAUUCUAUUCAAGGAGAUAUUCGAUUCGUUCAUGUCUUAGAAAAGAUGGGAGCAACAGUUAGUUGGACACCUCAUUCUAUUACAGUUUCUCGUGGAAAAGGCAAGGUAUUAGAAGGCAUCGAUGAAGACUGCAUAGAUAUACCAGAUGCUGCAAUGACUCUAGCCGUGGUAGCUCUAUUUGCUGAGGGACAUACUGCACUGAGAAAUAUUUAUUCAUGGAGAGUGAAGGAAACAGAUCGUCUUGCGGCAAUGUCUAAGGAGCUGAUGAAGUUGGGAGCUGCAGUUAUGGAAGGUCAGGAUUAUAUUGUGAUUUAUCCACCAGGAGGUGGAAAAAUUCGUAAGAACGUGACAGUAUCUACUUAUAACGAUCAUCGCAUGGCCAUGUCCUUAUCUUUAGCAGCAUGUGGAGGUUGUCCUAUCACUAUAGAAGAUCCGAAAUGCACAUGGAAGACUUUUCCAAGUUACUUUGAAGAGUUGACACGUUUAAUACGCUGAAUGUUGAAUAAACCUUCAAGCGGCUCUGAGAUACCGAUAAAUUCUUACACACACACACACACACACACAGAGAGAGAGAAAAUACACAAGUGCUCUAAACGAAAUCAGUGAUUCG
Molecule: messenger RNA, 1674 nt
Organism: Galdieria sulphuraria
Lineage: Eukaryota; Rhodophyta; Bangiophyceae; Galdieriales; Galdieriaceae
Product: 3-phosphoshikimate 1-carboxyvinyltransferase
Exons: 2
Coding region: 78-1559 (493 amino acids)
Biological process (GO): chorismate biosynthetic process; aromatic amino acid biosynthetic process
Molecular function (GO): 3-phosphoshikimate 1-carboxyvinyltransferase activity
Source: RefSeq, a predicted model, not a curated record